CGUAACAUAAAACUAAAUUUCAGGAUGCAGUUGCCAGACCGCCCACUUUGGCUGCUGUCCGGACAACGUCACCAUCGCACGAGGUCCCAAUAACGAGGGUUGUGGAUGUCAUUACACCGAGUAUGGAUGCUGUCCUGAUAGACAUACAGCAGCGACUGGAUAUAACUAUGAAGGCUGUGGCUGCCACACGUAUCAAUUCGGGUGCUGUCCUGACGGUGUGACGAUAUCCAGUGGCCCCGGUCUCGCGGGCUGUCUCUGCCAGCAUUCUCCAUUCAAAUGUUGUGGUGAUGAAGUCACAGCGGCUACUGGACCGGAUGGAGCAGGAUGUAACUGCGCGAACAGUAAAUAUGGCUGUUGUCCUGAUGGAACUACUGCUGCAGCAGGGCCGAAAUUCCUGAACUGUACAAAUAUACCGAUAAAUAGACAAGAGGCUUGUAGUCUGCCGAAGGACAGCGGCGAGUAUAACACUAACGUCAUAGACCGUGCAGUCGUCACAACUAAGAAGUGGUACUACGACAUGACGUACGGUGGAUGCGCACCUUUCUGGUACUUGGGCUUCAAGGGCAAUGCUAACAGGUUCUCAACACAAGAAGAGUGUCAAGAUGUCUGCGUUCAUCCAGCGCCUAGAGACGCGUGUAAAUUGCCGUCAUCAAAAGGCUCGUGCACAGGAUAUAAUGUGAAAUGGUACUACGAUUCUAACCAAGAACGAUGCGCCAAGUUUAUCUACGGCGGCUGCCUCGGCAAUGAUAACAGAUUCGACUCCGAGGAACUAUGUCAAGCCAGUUGUAGGCCUGAGAAGACUGAAGAGCAAUGCAAACAGCCAAUUGAACAAGGAAGCUGCGCUGGCUCCUAUCUCCGUUGGGGCUUCAACCCGGAGACGCGAAAAUGCAGUCAGUUCAUCUGGGGCGGGUGCGAGGGUAACGCAAACAGGUUUAAUUCUGAAGAAUUCUUCUAAUGCGCCUGGAGUACCUCAAGUUCCAGAUGUAUGCACCUUGCCAGCCCAUCCAGGUGACUGCGACCGCUAUGAAACACGACGGUUCUUCGAUACGAAGCUGACAAGGUGUCGUCAAUUCUACUACGGUGGGUGUGGAGGAAACGAGAACAACUUCGCAACAGAGGCCGAGUGUGAGAACAGAUGCUCGGAGGAGGCAGCUGUCACCACCACAGUGCAGCCCACCAAUCGCUAUUGGAACGAUUAUUGCGUGCCCGAAGCGGAUCCAGGACCAUGCACCCAGUUUGAGGAGAUGUGGGCUUUCAGCGUGACGAGCGGCACUUGUAAAAGAUUCCGCUUUGGAGGCUGUGGUGGUAACAACAACAGAUUCCCCGACCUGAAAACGUGUUUGAGCAUCUGCGCGCCAGACCAAGAAGUGUGCCAACAGCCCAUGCAAGCGGGCCCGUGUCAAGGAUCCUUCAUGAAAUGGUUCUUCGACGCAGCUACCGGAUCCUGCUCUCAGUUCACAUACGGAGGAUGCCAAGGAAAUGACAAUCGGUUUGACUCUCGCGAGGACUGUGAGCGGCGUUGCAGAUCUCAAGAACCCGAGCCUGUUAGAACUACCACCAUAUCGCCGGUACCAAAGAUAAUUUACGAAGAAUGUCAGAUCUCGCCUGAGCUCGAGGAGUGUCAGGGUUCAGCAACUACGGUGUGGUACUUGGAUCCCUCACGGCGUGCCUGUGUUCCCCACGACAACGCUGACAACGGCAAACUCUGCAGACUCACAGGAGUCUACUUAUCAGAGGAGGAAUGCGAGCGGUUUUGUGGAGCUUUCGAGGGCAUUGAUGUGUGUCACGCCGCCGUGGACCCCGGCACCUGCGGGGAGUCCAUCACCAAGGUGUUCUACAACGUCACCAGAGAUCGGUGCGAGUGGUUCACCUACAGCGGUUGUCUGGGCGGCGCCAAUCGCUUCUCUUCGAUGCAGGAGUGUGAGAUUGAAUGCAGAGCGCACGCAGAUCCUUGUCGGCAGGAGCCAGAACCUGGCAAUUGUUUGGAGAGCUACGACUCGUGGUACUUUAACGCAAGAACUAAAGAGUGCGAAGAGUUUACCUACACCGGCUGUCAUGGGAAUGAUAAUAGAUUUGCUACAAAAGAUGAAUGCGAGAUUCAGUGUUCUGCCAGUGCGGUUACAACUAGAAGGCCUGUCCCAACAACCAGAGCUCCUGUUGUAGACACAACUCUUUCUACUGCAUAUGUCCCAGAUAGCCGGAGGGAUUCUGAGUGCCAAACACCAUCAUCUCUUGAAGCGUGCGGUGUAAACGUCACAGCAUUCUACUACGACUCCAGCGUUCAGCGGUGUGUGGAGGGAAUCAUUGGCAACUGUCCCAAUAUUAACGCGUAUAACACCGAAGAGGAGUGUGAGAGACAGUGUGGAGCAUUCAGAGGACUGGAUGUUUGCAGCCAUGAGAUGGACCCAGGUGUACCUGCUUGA
Messenger RNA from Leptidea sinapis, 2423 nucleotides. RefSeq names its product papilin-like. The transcript is spliced from 17 exons. Bases 744 to 2423 code for a protein of 559 amino acids. The record is from RefSeq and is a predicted model, not a curated record. Lineage: Eukaryota; Metazoa; Arthropoda; Insecta; Lepidoptera; Pieridae. Gene Ontology annotation, molecular function: serine-type endopeptidase inhibitor activity.